AUGGAUGACCUCGACGUGGUGUGGCGUGUUAGCGCCCUGCGAAACCUGCAGCCCAAUGCUGUAGUCGAACUGGCCCCUUGGUCUACAGCUAGGCGGCGUCUGGCCAACAGGAUAGCUGAAUGGUUUGGGGCUAGGCCAGGAGCUGCGCUGACGAGCCUUGUUUCCUGCAUCGACGACGACGACGACGAUGGGGGGAGGGGGAUGUCGAUGCCCCGCGAACGGUCUGGGGCGAGCGUGUCGCAGACUCACAGCCUGUCCUGA
Purpureocillium lilacinum is the source of this 261-nucleotide messenger RNA. The record is from RefSeq and is a predicted model, not a curated record. Lineage: Eukaryota; Fungi; Ascomycota; Sordariomycetes; Hypocreales; Ophiocordycipitaceae.